Messenger RNA from Lymnaea stagnalis (great pond snail), 18495 nucleotides. Lineage: Eukaryota; Metazoa; Mollusca; Gastropoda; Lymnaeidae. The record is from the annotation of a GenBank genome assembly.
AGACUUGACGUUCACCAUUCCAUUGAUUGUGUAAUGUUUUUGUUUUACUUCUUCCCGGAUUAUUCCUUUUAUAAUGUAGAAUUCAUACUUACAGGAAAAUACAGAUUAUUAUAAUAUUUACUUAUUAACUUAAUUUUUUAUAAUCUAACUUGUAUUAUUAUGUUAAUAUUAGGCCUGCCUGCCUCCCUUUUUUUCAGAUUUGAUGAGUUUGUUCAAAUCAAAAUCAAGUCAAUUGUCAAUAGAAACUUUCUGAACCCAUGCUCAUACACUGGGGUCGUGGGGUAUUCAGGGAUUCACUUGUUGGAUUUGACUUCAAUAUGAAUAUCCUAUCAAGUAGAAACAAAGUCGUUGCAAAAGCUAAUACUAGCAUACUAAGAGACUUAAGCCUAUGGCCAUGGCUAUGGCUAUGAUGCCUAUCCCACUGCUUUUCAGUUUCAAAUGCUAAUAUAAUAGGCAAAUAAGCUAAUAAAGAAGAGGGUAAAUUAUAAACCCUAAUUCAAUGCAACUAUAAUAAACACGCAAAUGACGUCAUGGAGAGAACAUUUAUAAUCAGCCAAAGCAGUCUCUGACUCAAAUACAGAUAAUCCUUAGGCUUAGGCGUAGAUACUUCGAUAAAACAAGGGAGACUACUACUUUUUUGUAUCGGAAAUAAGCGUCGGCGCCUAAAAAUCAGAGUUUUUAAUUUUCCGAUGUGUGUGUCUAUUUAUUAUUAAAUUAGUUCUUUGGACAUAUAUUUGAGUUCCGUUUCCGGCCUUAUAAUUUGGAAGACAUCUUGGCCUACAUUUCCAUCCAACUAUUUUGCUUUUUUCAAUCGAACUUCAUUUUGAAAAUCUUUGUUAUAUAUAAGGCAUCUUCGAAUACAAAAUUUUUUGUGAAAUAAAAGGAACAUGUCUUUCAUAUUAAAUCGUGUAAGGCAUUAGAUAUUGAUAUAUAUCUGUGCCAAUUCUCAUUGAUGUAGGUAGUGUCCCACGUUCGCUACGCUUCUCCCAGUGACCCAUAUCACCAUAAGGGGGCUCAGCCUUAUUUUGACAUGGCGUGGGCCACGCCCCCUUUUUAAUGGCGGAAGUUGCCAAUACUUAAGAAAUAUUUAAUUAUUACCACUAUAUACAUCAAAAUAUUUGAUAACUUGUGUUUCAGAAUGCAUUUUGAAGACAUUUAAACUGGAAUGUUUUAAUUUGAGCUUUAAAAACACUGUAGAGUCCAUAUUAUAAAUGAUCAGAAAUUUCCGUGUGCAACACGUUGUCAUUGGCAACCAUUCACAGCCACUUGCAUAACGGCUAUAUCGUAGUACUAUCUCAGAGUUUCAUUCAUAAGAGUUUGCCGUGUGCAAAAACUAUUAAACCAUUGGUCAGGGAAAGCUUUAAUUAAUUAUUCAUGUGCCAAAGUUGAAAGUUUAAAAUAAGUCAACCCUAAACAGUAUUUUAGUGAUGAGGGAAUGCCUUAGCCUUAUAUAAACUAUAUAGUCAUUGCGCAUGACGCAAUGAGCGGAAUGAGGUCACAGAAUGUGGAGAUGCAGUCCAUGUUAAAAAAGGACAAACCAAGUCGUACUUUAAAAAUUCAUAACUUUAAAACUACAACAGCUAAAAAUAUAAUUUUGGUGUUAUAAUUCUGUAAAAAUUUAGUUCUAUUCAACUAUGCCAUUGGUUUAUUUUUACAAAAUGUUAAAAUUUUUGACCAAAGUAUCUAGGCCUUAGGCAAUUUAGGGCGAAUAGAAUAGGAUUGAAAGGGUCAGAUAACUCUAAGAAUGUCAUAAUAACUUAAAUGAAUAACUCUAAGAAUGCCAUAACUUAAAUGAAUAACUCUAAAAAUAUAACUUAAAUGAAUUAUUGAAUAAUUUUAAGAAUGUCAAAACUUCAAUGAAUAAUAGCUUAAAUUAAUAAUUCUAGAAUGUCAUAACUUAAAUGAAAAGGCUCUCUCUCCAAACAAUUCAAACAUGGCUAAUGAUUCAAAUGGCAAGGCAAUUAACCAUCAUUUUAAAUAAAAUUUAAAAAAAAUUUAGAUCUGAUUUUUAGAAUCAGUCCAUAAAUAUGUGAAGAAAAAUCUUUUAGACCUACUUAUACUUAAUAAUAAUAAUAAAGCUUAUUUGAAAAUCACGCUUCAUCCCCUAGGCUCAAGGCGCGGUACAAAGUCAACCAUAUUAAAAAAGAAAUGAAAAAAUCUAUAUUUUACCACAUUGAAAUACAAAACGCAACAUUACAAAAAUUACAUACGAGAAUACUCAUUCUAAGUCUUUCAUCCCUUGCAACCAAUAGGACUGAGAAUGACAUAUUUUCAUAACCUGUUUUAGUUUAAAAUAUUCACAUUAAUCAUAAUACUCAUAAUGGCUUCAUUAUUACUGCAUAUUGUUAUUUUUAAAAAUAUAAUGUCUCAUUUUUUCAAUAAUGAUUAUCAGGACUUUUGACCAUAGAUUUGGAAGUAAAAUUGGUGUCAAGAAAAAAAAAUGAACAUGGAUGUUGAUGAAGAGCAAGAGGCUAACAAUAUGGAGGAUAACACACAACAAGAGCCACCAAGAACCCCCCUUGUUUUUAAUCCAGCAGGUUGAGUGAACAAUUAGCAUGCAGUAGAUUAACUGUCCCUUGUGGUUGUGCUUAGUUUGUGUUAAUAUUUAAUCACAUAUGGGGGUGAUUCUAGGUUAGUCUAGGUCACAGAGUAAAACUUUUGUCUUGUAUUUAACUUUUUAACAUAUGUCUGCAAGUGGGGGUUGGUGGUGGAAAAGAUGCAUUGUUGUUGUGGAUUAUGUUUGGUUUUUAAAAAAAAGUUAAAAAUUCACCUUUUUCUUGUUAGGUGAUAAUGCUCUGGUCAUUAAAAAUGAAACUUGAAUAAUAGAGAGGAUCUUAAUUAAACAUAGUGAUCAUUUGGUCUUUCUGUAACUGUAAGGAACUGGUCACUAUAGCUGCACACUAAGCGUGUAAAGCCAUAAAAUAAUUUUUUCAUAUCUGAAUAAACUGGGUCUGGGCUUAUAACAUAAUUGCUGUCUGCAGCGGAAUAAGGUGGAUGGAUUGGAGAGUAGAUAAGAGUAAGGAUUUGGACAUGGUUUGUAGUGGGGAGAAGGGAGAAUUUAGAAGAUGAGGUGAACACAGGCUGCCUCCUGUGGCGUCUGAUCUCCUAGUUUUUAAAUGAUAAAUGUCUAUUAAUACACAUGUUUCAUUCACUUAAACCCCACUUAUAAAAACCUCAUAUACAGUUGGUAAUAAAUAAUGGUAGUUUUUAAUUUUGUCAAAAUCUCUUAGAUUAUGGACCUGUGGAGGUUCCUGAUUUGGUAAUGUCUGUAGCAACAUAUGAAACCAAUGGUCCAAGGCUUAUGAUCACUCAGAUUGUCAAUGAAAAUUUCAAGUCUUAUGCUGGAAUUCAGAAAUUGGGACCCUUUCAUAGAGUAAGUUCUAUUAUUUUUAAAAGUAUGAUUAAAGAGUUAGCUUUAGACAACUUGGGAUUCUUAAAAUAGAUACAUGCUACGGUCCUCUAUUGGUGGUCUAGUGAAGUCCAGUUUUGUUUGAAACUUUUGAAAAUGGUGAUUUCCUUGAUCCCACCAUUAGGUCAAUGAUUUUUUAAUCAUUGUUUUGGCUCUAGUUUCAUUAAAAGGCUGAGAAUAUAUAAAUAAAUCAGUUAUGUUCAUAAUCUAAAAGCUUUUAUGUUUUACUUUGGUGCUUUUCAAUGUCUUUGAAUUAUUUUUUUUAUGAGCAGCUGGGGGCUUUUGUAUUUUAAAAAGCAUUUUCUUUAUAUUUAUAAUGGUCAACAUUUUUACUUUAUCAGCAGCAGAAGGAUAUAAUAAUUUUAAUAAUUAUUAAACAAUUGAUUUUCAAGCACUUUAAAAAAAAAAUGCUUUUCUAUUUCCCUCAUCUUUACUUAGACUAUGCUGUUGCUAUCUCAUGAUUUCCUAACAAAACCUCAAAAAAGACUGUGACAUAACUAUUAACAAUCUUGAAAGUAUUUCACCCAAACUGAAAACAUUUCUUGAGCUCCGCCAUUUAUAAUUAAUGGGUUGAACAACACUAUCCUACUGGUGUAGUUUAUACAGAGAAUAGCUUAAAAUUUAUUUCCAUUUUCUGAUAACUUUUGUUGCCCCUCAACAGAACUUCACAGCAAUCAUCGGCCCCAAUGGAAGUGGAAAAUCUAAUGUCAUCGACUCCAUGCUGUUUGUUUUUGGUUACCGUGCCAACAAGAUCAGAUCCAAGAAGAUAAGUGUCCUUAUUCACAAUAGCGAGAAGCACCAAGACAUCAACAGUUGCACAGUAGCUGUACAUUUCCAGAAAAUCAUCGACACAGGGGUUUGUCUUAUUUAUACUUAUUUAUUUUACAUCUUAGUUUACUACUUCUGACUUAAGUUCAUAACCAUAGCCAUAAGACUGAUUAACUUACUGGUAUUUCAUUGUUGAGAUUUGUUAAUAGCAGUUUCACAAAUUAUAAAAAUCUAUCAAACUUAUCAGUGUUCAAGAAAUUGAAUUCCUGUGUUUAAAAAUAAAUAAAUAAUAAACUCUAUGAAUCAAUUACGAUUUCAGCCAGAUGAUGAUCAAUACACUGUUGUUCCAAACAGUGAGUUGGUGGUUUCUCGAGUGGCAUUCCGUGACAACAGCUCCUGCUAUUACUUGAAUGGCAAGAAGGCUGCCUAUAAAGAAGUGGCCCAAGUUCUUAGAGGUUCUGGUAUUGAUUUGGACCACAACAGGUUUCUUAUUCUUCAGGUACUUGCCUGCCAGCACUUUUAUUAUUGGACAGAUAAAAUGAUUAAAAGCUUUGUUUUAAGCAAAAAAUGACUAACUUUUGAAAUGAAACUUUUUCAUUCUCUCUGUAGGGCGAAGUUGAACAAAUUGCUAUGAUGAAGCCUAAAGCACUCACUGAGCAUGAAGAUGGGAUGUUGGAGUUUUUGGAAGACAUCAUUGGAUCCAACAGAUUUAAGCAGCCAAUAGAUACACUAAACAAACGCAUGGACACUCUAAAUGACCUGCGCUCUGAAAAAGUAAGGAUUCUUCUUGGCUCAAUGAAGAAGAAUAUUUAACUUUUUUUUAAAAAAAUUGUUUUUUUUUUGGUAUUUUAAUAAUAUUUUUUUUGUAUCUAUUUAAUCUAUGAUUACAGACCUGUUUACUCUUACAAUUUUGGCGUACAAUGUACGAUUUUGGCGUACAAUGUAAGAUAUUGAGGUGUAUGCAUUAUAUACACUGUGUGGUUUUUUUACUAUUAAGAUAAUGUAUUGAACAAUUUUGUGGGGAUAUUGUACGAUUUUAAGAGUUUGGGGGUAAACAGGUCUGUGAUUACUCAUUCUAUGCCCCAAAACAAGUUAAUUUUCCCAAAUGACUUUUUUUUUCUCCAGACAACCCUACCUCCCCCCCAAACACAUUUAGGAGAUUUCCUACACUUUAUCUGAAUUAUAAAAUUUAAGUGUAGAAACUGUUGAAAAUAUUUAGCUGCUAAGGUACUUCACAAGGACGAUAAUCAAACAAGCAGAGGCAACCACCAACGACAAACUUAAAAAAUGGUUCCAUUUUAUUGGUCUAAGCCAGGCCUGCACCACUCAAAAUGUAAGGCGGGCCGUAAUACUUAAUGAAAAACUUUUUGUGCAGGCCAAAAAAAAUAGGACAGGACUUGUGCGGGCCAAAAGAAAAUAGGACAUGGGGGAAAGCCAUUAAUAAAAUAAUAAUAAUAAAGAAUAUUUCCUUGCUUUGCGGGCCGCAAAAUGGGUGCUGGCGGGCCGCAUGUGGCCCGCGGGCUCUAUGUUGUGCAGGCUUGGUCUAAGCAAGCUAAAUCCUUUAUUUAAAAAAACAAACUGGGUAGCCAGUCUUUAGCAAAGUUUUUUUUUUUUACAAUAAUUGAUGAUAAGGAAUGGAUAUGUUACACUUCUCAGCCCCAACGAUGAGGCAUGUGUAAAAAAAACAAACAACUAAAUUGGGAACUUAAAGGGCAAUCACCUUGACUUCUACUGAAUCUGUGUUUGUAUUUUCAAAGCGUAAGAUUAUAAAAUAUCAAUUUAUCUUUUCCAGCUCAACCGUGUGAAAGCUGUAGAAAAAGAAAUGGAAAACCUGGAAGGUCCUAAAAAUGAAGCUGUGGAGUUUCUUCUUGUGGAAAAUGAGUUUGUGAGACUCAAGAACAAGAUGUAUCAGAAAUACAUGUAAGUGAAUGUUAUUCCAAUGAUAGUAUGUGUGUGUGUUUGUCAUGUUCUUGAAAUUAAUAUUUAAAAAGAAAGGCAGGACUCAAUCUUUGGUGUUGAUACACUGAUGGGACAGUCUUGUGGACGAAACAUCAAGUUGUUUGUUGUUGAGAUUUGGUGAAUAUUGGGACUAAAUUGACAGAUCUUGCCUAAAAAAAGUGGACUAGAUGUAGAUACUGGAUGACAUCAUUCAUUUCAUUCUGCAACAACAGGGUAGAUCUUUUUGAAUAUUUUUACAGUAUAUUGUGCCGGGACCCCACGCAAAUGGAAAAUAGUCAGGUAUUCAUUGAAUAAUUUUCCCGGACGGUAAAAUGGGCCUUCGAGUAAGGGAAUUUUCCAGCUAGUCAGGAAUUUUUUAAUUUGUAAAAAAUAAUAUAAAAAUUUGGAUUCCAUGAAAAUUGACGUCAAUCGCAGGCGUCGUCUAUUUUUAGCCUUUCUGUUAUCAAAAGGACUUUGCCAAAAUGCUAGUGGUUUCCCCUUAACUGCGCAUGCGUGUUUAGCUCUAAGAGUUUCGAAUACCAUACUACUUUGAUGGACCAGAAAUAUACUUUGCCAAAAUGCUAGUGGUUUCCCCUUAACUGCGCAUGCGUGUUGAGCUCUACCUACGAGUUUCGAAUACCAUACUACUUUGAUGGACCAGAAAUAUUUAUUUUAUUUUCACAUCGCCAAUCAAGAGAUGUUUGACUGUUUGGGUAAGUAAAGUGUAAAAUAUAGUAAAUAAUUAUUAGAAUAUAGUUUUCAAUUUUGAGUUAACCAUUAUAAAUAGAAAACUACUCAUCCAAGCACUGUCUAAACUGCCUAAGCUUAGUGUACUUUGUUAUGUCUUAGUCUUAAUAAGUUGAUUUUUAACGAUUUUAUUGUAUGUAGGCGACUGACAUGUAUUUUUUAUUAGAGCUAGGUAGCCUUUAACUUCUUUAAAAGACUUGAUAAAUUCACUUUACAUUUAAUUAUGGAGCAGACUUUCUAAAUUUAAAUAAGCUAAUAUGAUUAUGUUAUUUUGUGAUAUUAUUUUAGCAUAGCUUAGUUAACUAGUUUACGGCUAACUUUGUAACUUAUUUAAAAGUUAAUAAAACUAGUUGAUUUGACUUGACACUUGAUACAUUGAUUCAGGGAGCCUAACAUAACUGUAUAUAGUUAUUCUUUAUUAAUAGUUAUGCACUUCUGUGCCCUGGGUAUACUUGACAGUAUUAUUCUAUCAUUCAUAAGCACAGUGGCAUAGGCUAGGAUGGUUUGGGGGGGGGGGGGGGCCUUGGGGGACCAAAAAAAUCGCUGUGAAUCCAUCGUUCUGUCUAUCUAUCUAUGUGUGGUUCAGAUCAAUGAUCCAUUCUCCUUCUGGGAUAAUCCUGGCUAUGCUGUUUCAUGUGCAUAUGCUUAUCUUAGUAUCUGACUCUGUAUUAUCGUAGUUUAGUACUGGUACAAUAUAGUCUAUAUGAUGUAUGCCUUACUAUAAAUUAUAAAUCUAAUAUGAUAAUAUAUUUUAUUUUGUUUCACUAUUCAGGAUAUAGGCUCAAUAAAAUAAUGCCCAACAGCCUGAACAGUUUCUUUAAAGACUGAUGGUCAGGACAGCUAUCAUGAUUGAAAAAGUCAUCACUGCUACACUAUGCUGGAAAUAUUGGUAUCAAGUAUUCAAUGGGGAAAUGUUAAAACAAUUUCUAUCAUCUGAUGAGACUUCAGCUUUAUCACCUAUCUUAGGUGUCCAGUUCUGCAACUUCUCAGUCAAGCUCCCAAUUUAUGUGUCAAAAUAUGAAACCCUCAUUGGAGAGAUUUUAUAGUUAUAGACACUAAAGUGUGUUAACUCAAACUCUCCAUUUUCAUCACAAAGAAGAGAACAUUAACUCCAUAUAAGAAAAGAUGCUUUCCACUUGUGGUUGCUAUAUGUAUGUUCUAAAAUGCCCCGGAGAACACACUGCAAAAGUUGCCCUUGCACUUUAAAAGUAAACAACAAGUUUUCAAGUCUAAGUAAAUUGAAAAAUUCCAAUGGCAAGGAAAUUUAAUAAAUAUUCUAUGUAUACACCGUAAUUACUUAAUUUGUUCAUUUGUGAUGUAUUUCAAUGUUGUUUUUGCUUUGACAAUUUCAUGCUUGUUUUUAUAUUAAUCAACAAAAAUGCAGCGAUGUGAUAGUCAGGAAUUUUGUUUGUUUUUAGAUGGGGAAAAGUAGGGAAUUUAGUUUUUAAAAAAGAGUGUGAACCCUGAUUGUGAUGUUACAGGUAUUAUCGUACAAUAAAUUGGGAUAAUAUCGCAUAUUGCAAAGCUUUGUCAGUGUUGAGCUACCUGUAAAUAUUAUAGAAGACAUUCGAAUUUUGUAAGCAAUUUUCUUUUCACAUUAUGAACGCAUCUGAGGGGUGGAAAGAUGAAAUUAGACGAUUCAUUUUUGAGUGGCACCCCAGACGGUUUAUACAUGAUCUUGAUUUAUUUGUUCUCAACAGCAUGGAGUGUACCGAGAAUGAAACUAAAGCCCAGGCAGAGUGUGACAAGGUGAAUGAAACAAUGAAAAAUUACAAAGAAAAGCUUGGGAGUGUAAUCGAGAACAAGAAUCUGAAGACAAAGGAGUACAAUAAAGUUAGGAAGUACGUAAAAUUGUCAUUGUAUCUUAAAAUAUUCCAGUUGCAAUGUCCGCCUUUGGCUUGCUGUGUUGGUUUUUAUUGUCAUUGGUGCUUUUGGUGAACUAUUUUACUUGGGUUGGAUCUUUUUUCAGCCAGUGUCUGGCAUGUCUUAGAGUUGGGUGAUACCAUGGAAGCACUUAAGGGAAAUGACCACCCUGGCUAGUUAUUUGCAGGGUUAUCAAUGGCUGUGAAGUUGUGCCUACAUUCCCAAGAGUGUGUGUGUCUGUGAUUUCCUUAGUUUAUUUCUCAACACAUGGUUUUAUACAGUAUUGAAAUGCGUGUGGUUAAUGGUCAUUUUGCAUUUCCUCUACAUUGCUGUAAGAAACUUGUAUAAAAAUUAACUGUCUUUUCUUGAUGAAAUGAAGAAAGGAAAAUAAUAGAACUUAAUUGUUUGCCUCAAGGCAGUAUUGGUUUAAAAGCUGAAGUUGUAUACUUCAGGUUGAAAUGUUACUCAUAAAAUGAUGAUGGUUUAUCAUGUUUAAUCGUGUCUCAUGUCCUUGAUCGUUUAGGGAAUAUGAGAAACUCCUGAAAGCCUCAGAGGAAAGCAAAGAGAAGUUUGCAGAGACAGAGAGUCAAGACGCUAAAUGCCGAGAGGACAUCAAGCUCAACAAGGCAAAGCUGAAAAAGUUGGAGAAAUCCCUGGAGUCGGAAACUGCUAAGGUAAACUUUGGGCUUACUAUAUUAUUUUUGUUUGUGCCGAGUCUUAUAAUUACUAUUAUUCAUCACUAAGGGAUGUCUAUCCGAACAAACUGGAAUACAUUUGAGAAAUUUUGGACAUUUGGCUGACAUGAGAUAAUGUUAAUAUACAUUUAUUCUCCAGCAUUCCUAUGACAUCAUCUGAAAAGAAUGGCUAUAAUUUCUUAAUUUCUCAACUUCUGUUUUGUUUUUGUAGGUUGAAGAAUUAAAACUUGUACCAGAGCAAGCAGAGCAGGCGUGUGCCGACCUUCAGAAGAAGUUGCAGAACUUGGAAAAGGCAAAGGAUAAAGAAGAGGAAAACGAGAAGGCGGUUAUGGAUAGUUUGAAGGACGAAACAAAGGUUACAUCUUAGAGCAUAAAUAUCCAUUUUAAAAAAAAAUUAUUUCUCUUUUAUAAAUACAUGUAUCAUUUAGAUUAGAAAAUUGUUGCCUCUUCCAGAAAUCCUUUCCACAAAUCUUUUAAACUUUCUUUCUUUUUAAUAAGAUGUUUUUAUACCAUUUACAUUGUUUGAGAUCUAAAUAAAAAUCAUAUAACUUUUGUAUCUAAUGAUCUUUUUUGUACUUAACCUUUAAUUUUAAACCCUCUCUAAUUGCGAUUGUUUAAUGGUAAUUGAAAGUUCGAAAGUUCGUUCAUCAAAAUGUAUUUAUCAAUAGGUCUCGGGAUCACACGAUCAACUUGAUUUUAUUAUUUUGAACAAAAUGUUGCCUUAGUGAAAUUCGUGGUAAAUUAUUUAAAAAUAAUUGCGUGCCAAUGUACGGAAAGACUAUGAAGUUGUCUUACAAAUAAUAAUCUUGUUCCUCAGGGCAUACAAGAAGAAAAGAAUGUUAAGGAAGCCCAGCUGCUGGCUCAACAAGGAGAGCUCAAUGAGAGAAAAUCUAAAGUAAGUUUGUUUCUUUAUUAGGUUGCAUUAUUGAGGUUUCAUUUUUAAUAGCUUUAAGCCAGGGUUGUCCUAUUUUUUUUACCACAUCCGAAGAGAAAUUUAUAACAUACUAACUUUAACAGACACAUUUAUUCAAAUACAUAAAAUUUAUAUUAUUUUAUAAUCACUGAAUUUUGUUUGAUUGUGUGUCUAUUUGUGUAAGUUUUCCCCAGGAGCCCAGGGGAAUGGGUAUUUUAGUACCAGGGGUCCAGGGGAAUGGGCAUUUUAGUACCAGGGGUCCAGGGGAAUGGGCAUUUUAGUACCAGGGGUCCAGGGGAAUGGGCAUUUUAGUACCAGGGGAAUGGGCAUUUUAGUACCAGGGGUCCAGGGGAAUGGGCAUUUUAGUACCAGGGGAAUGGGCAUUUUAGUACCAGGGGUCCAGGGGAAUGGGCAUUUUAGUACCAGGGGAAUGGGCAUUUUAGUACCAGGGGUCCAGGGGAAUGGGCAUUUUAGUACCAGGGGAAUGGGCAUUUUAGUACCAGGGGAAUGGGCAUUUUAGUACCAGGGGUCCAGGGGAAUGGGCAUUUUAGUACAAGGGGUCCAGGGGAAUGGGCAUUUUAGUACAAGGGGUCCAGGGGAAUGGGCAUUUUAGUACCAGGGGUCCAGGGGAAUGGGCAUUUUAGUACCAGGGGUCCAGGGGAAUAGGCAUUUUAGUACCAGGGGUCCAGGGGAAUGGGCAUUUUAGUACCAGGGGUCCAGGGGAAUAGGCAUUUUAGUACAAGGAGUCCAGGGGAAUAGGCAUUUUAGUACAAGGAGUCCAGGGGAAUGUGUAUUUUAGGACCAGGAGCCAAGGGUUCAAAGGGUUAAAUUAUUUUUUCUUUUUAAAUUAAUUAAUUUGAUAAGACCAUUCAAUUUUAAUAUUCCUUUUUACCUUUUGGAAAACAUGAUCACACAUUAUAUUUUAAUUUAAAAAAAAAAUAGUUCUACUUUGAAUUUGAUAAACCAUUUUAAAAAAGCUCAGUAUAAAGUUUUAUUUUGUUAGCUUCAAGUUGCUGAGUCUGAGCUUGAUCUGUACACCAGCAGGCAGCAGUUGGAGACCAAAAAGUUAGACGCAAUCAAACAAAAAUUGAAAGACUCUGAAGCCUCAUUAGAAAAACGACAACAGUAAGUCAAUAUUUCUUGCGUCCUUGUAGUCUUUCAGAAUUGUCAAACAAUUAUUAUUAUUUUAACUUUUAGAUGCACAUGUGGUUUAUAGGUGCCAAGUUAUUUUCAUUCCUCUAUUGAUUCAUAAUUUCUGUGCAGAGAUGCAAAGCGACAUGAAGAGGAAAUUCCAAAAGUGGAAGCCAAAUUGGCCACUGCAAAAGAAGCACUGCAGCAAAUAACUAAGGCAGAGGCUGCAUGUGAGGAAAAGGUAUAAUUGAAUCUGUUGACUUUAAGUAAGACUUUGUAAAAAAUACUCCAUUGCCCACAAUUUUCCAUGUAUUACAUGUCACAACAUGAAUUUAAAUUUGUAGAAGGCUUUAAGACUUUGCUAGUUCAAAUCCAGCUGCAAAGUAGUUAGUGCUGGUAAAUUUGUUUUGUCAUUUUUGUUUUUGGUUAACUGACACUAAGGUCUUACUAGUUUUAAAUUAUCUAACCAGCUUAACUCUUUACAUUCUUUGAAUUUUGCAAGUUUUUCAUGAGAUUUCUAGUGACCUUUAAAAAAGAGUCAAUAACUUUUAGAAUCCUUGUCUAAAAUUGUUCAUGAUGGUAUAUAUAUUAUUGUGGGGAAAUGCAUGGUUUCUAAAAAUAUUUGUUUUCAAACACAUAGUGUCAAUACUUAGAAGUUGUGAAAAAAAUAAUGCAAUUUUUAAAAAAUGAAAAUGUUUAUAUAAAAAAAAAAAUUGGCAAAGAAUGAAAAAAACAAACCACAUAAAAUUAUUUAAUAAGAUCUGUUUACUUAGAAAGCAAAUUCAUUUUCUUAUAUCAUAUGCAUGAUUUAGAACAUUUCAUGAGAAUUUGACCAAAAUAUUAUUUUGUAAAAUGUAUCAAAAAGGGGAAAUAAUAAAAAAAAAUAAAAAAAUCACCGCCCGACCAAGUAUUUACAAAAAUUACAGGUUAUUAUUAUUUUACCUUUUAAAAAUUACUUCAAGGUUUUAAAAAAUAAUAGAGGUUUUAAACUUCAUGGUACUGUUAGUCAGAAAGUUUCUUGUUAUUUUAACAAAAAUAAAUUUACCAUGCGCUAUAUUUGAUUUAUAAUUUUAUUUUCUUAGCAUUCCUAUUUUAUAGCACACUGACAAUUGCUUUUAAAAUCUAUGCAAUCAGGAAUUAUUGCAUUUAGAUUGUAUUUGGUGUUAUUUACAUUUGCAGCACUUGGAACUGCAUCCCUUUUAGUAAAUAAUCAAAUGCUAAAAUAAUUUCCUCGGUGAAGUCAAUUGAGAAUAAAAUGUCAGGUAGCUUCAGUUCAUCUAAUUUGGAACGCCCUUCCUGUCGAUCUCAGAAACAACCAGACACUGGAGUCCUUUAAAACCGAUUUAAAGACACAUCUAUUUCGCAAACACCUUCUGGGAUGAUUGUCAACAUUAUUUUCCAGUUAAUGCAUAAUGGCUGUGUUGCUUAUGGUUGAAAUGGCUAGAAAGACUUUGCCAUUGUAUGCUUGUACUUAGUUUUUGUCGUGUUGCGUUUGUUUUAAAUGUGGUAAACUAUAGAUUUGUUUUUUUUUACUUUGUACCGCGCUUCGAGCCUUUGGGGAUGAAGCGUGUUUUUUAAAUGAACUUUAUUAUUAUUAUUAUUAUCUAUAUCAGGGGUCUCCAAACUUUUCAGUCCGAGGGCCGCAUUAACUAUCAAACAGCAGUUCGGGGGCCGCAUACACACGCGAGGUCCAAAUAACAAAGAAUCAAAACACGAAUGUUGUUUCUAAUUAUUUAUGUAUUAUUAUUUCAUUCAGUUAUUGUUUAAUAACACAUUGAUACACGACACAUGAACACCUGUAUUAGUAUUAGUAUGAAUGGUGAACUUGUUUCCUGAAUGCCAAAAUAGCAGUGAUCAGCAGACAUUUCUGGAUUUAGAUUUGAUGUCCCUAACAUCAACAGUGACCUGAGAUGAUCAUCGGACAAAUUUGUUCUCAAAUUGUUCCUCACUUAUUUCGUUCUUGAAAAUGUUUGUUCACACAGGUCUGUUGUUCCAAAGUUGAAAAGGUACAUUUAUGCAAAUGUUUUGAAAUUAGGAAAGUCUUCCUUGGGCGAAAACUAGUUAAAAAACCCACUGGUCCUUCUUUUAACUUGUCCCUAUGGAGGUCAUUUGCUUGCAACUCUAUGACCUCCGGGUGCAGUUCAUCUGGGCGACUGGUCACAUCUGCUUCAAAUGGGUUUUGAAAAAGUCUCACUUCUUCUGCCUUUGAAUCCAAGUCAGAAAACCGCUGCUGACACUGCUGAUUUUGAUGAUCUAGCAUACAAAUGAGGUGGGCAAGUUGUUGGCCUAUGUAUUUGUUCCAAAAACCAAGACAAAAUUGGAUCUGAAGGCCUUUAGAAAGGUGUAUAGAUCAGAAACUAGAUUUUCCUCUCUCCUUGUAAUUUUAGGUUCAGAAAAUUUAAAUGACUAGUUAUGUCUGCAGCAAAGACCAAUUUCCAUACCCACUCUUCAUCAGACAGUAAUGGCCGUGGAUUGCCUUUACUUUCCAGGAAGUCACCUUUUUCCUUUCUUAACUUAAAUACUCUGCUCAGAACUUUCUCACAACUUAGCCAUCUUAUUGCUGUGUAAUUUGGUAAAUCUUGUGAUUUUGUGUCUGUAUCUUUGAACAUUUCUCUGAACUGUCUAUGGUUGAGCCCAUGUGACCAAAUUAAAUGAACCCUCUUUACCACAGGAUUCAGUACACUGCUAAUGUCCACAUAUUUUUCACACAAAGCUUUGUGCUGAAUAAUACAGUGCAGGAACAUUGGUUGCAGGAUUAUGUCUCAUUACACAUGUGCUUCACUUGUCCUCCCAAGCCUUUCUUUAUGCCACUCAUGUUCUUUCCUCCAUCAACAGUCAGGCAACUGUGGUUAGUCCAGUCCAAGUUAUAAUCAGCAAAUGUUUUUUUCAACUCAUUGAAUAUAUCCUCUCCUGUAACAGUGUCGUACAUGCUAAGUAGGGAAGCCAGCUCUUGUGUUAUUUUCAUGUCUUCAUCCACACCUCUAACGAAAACAAGCAGUUGAGAGGUGUCUAGCGAUUCAUCCAUUUCAAUAAAAAAUUGGCAAAACUUGCUUGCAUUUUUCGCUGUUUGAGUCACAAUGUUUUCACGCAUGUCUGCAACACGGCGGGUAAAGCUCCGCCGCUAUAUGGCGUUAUAUCAUCUCAUUGACUGUGAACGGAAGUAGAAAAACUAAGCAGCGCAUAAGGUUUUGCCAAGUCAUGAUCGGUUAGAAAACAUAACGCACUACUGCUUGCCUCUAUUUUAAUUUGGUAAAAACAUAACGUCCACGUAAGCGGCGUCUGAUCUUGGCAGGAUAGACAUAAAUUUCCGUAUUUUUCCCCGUAGACAAAAAGGUCUCUGCGGGCCACAUGAGACGGCCUCGCGUGCCGCAUGCGCCGUAGUUUGGAGACCCCUGAUCUAUAUCAUAGUUUUCUUUUGAACAAUCCUGAAGAGAUUAUAGCUGGCAUUAUCAACAAAAUGGAAAAAGGGAUUAGUCCAGUGCUGUUCUCUUUACUUAGAAUGAUAUAUUCAUUUAUCAACUGGCCAUCACCACACAGGUCACAGGAAGCAAUUGUAUGAUUUCAAAAUCUGAUUUGACAAUAUUUGGUUUUUCUCCCCAAUAAUUGCCUAGAAAUACACGAUCAGUUUUGGUUUUGUUCACAAAAGAAAAUCCAUUUGCUUUCAUAUUAUUUGAAAUAAGUGAGGCUUUUCUCUCCACUGAACAUAGUGUAAAUUCUAUUAUCUCUUAACCAUCACAUCAUAUCACAUUGCUUUGAUUUUUAUCUUUACUUACUUCUGUUAAAGUCUGACAAGUUCACUUUGCACAGUUUGUCCUCAUUGUCUGUUUCAUUAUUAUAAACUUUGAAGAAUUUCUUACUUGAAUAAAUCUGUUUUUGGCAAUAGGGCAUGAGCCCACAAUUCAUGGUAGUAAUGAAACAUUGUUGCGGUUGACGAGUAUUUUUGUACACUGAGGACUUGUACAGUUGACAUGCACAUUAGUAGUACUAGAAAUGUGUAAAAGUGGUAUAUUGUUGAGUUAUCAACAAACCACAGUUGAUGGAUGGUUUAGAGGGUCCCAUGGUAGUUGAAUAGGUGUAUUUUGUCCCAUGGUAGUUGAAUAGGUGUAUUUUACAAAUGUUUCAACCAAAUUCAGUGUGAAACAUAUCUUGAAAAUCCUUAGACUUUAUGAUGCAGAUUGUAUCCAUGUUAUGAUGACAUUUCUUCCCACACAACUCAGCCUGGCUUUCUGGCUGGGGGAAACUUAGGAGUGGGAACCAGUGGGUCAUCAUCUCGAACCUCAUACAAGCCUAGCCUGUGAAUGUAAAAGAAGAACUAAUAUUAUAGACCUUUAUGCAACUAUUAGGGAUGCAAUGAAUAUAAAAUAUAUACUUUUCUUAAAUUUCCAGUUUUUAAUGCUUCAAAUACUGUCUAAAAACCGUUAUGACAAAAAAAAUUAGUGUCAGAUAAUUAAUUUUUUUAUAACACACAUGGAUGUCAAAUUUCAUGGUCUUUAGGAUGAAAUCUAUCAUAAUAAACAGUGCCGACUGCAUUGUUUACAUUCCUUAGAAACAGUUUCUAAGCAUAACGUCUUCUAAAAUUAUUUAUAUAAUAAAAUAUUCGCAAAUUAUACAAUGAUUUUAUUUGCGUAGAUUCAUUUUAAAAUGGGUAGUAAAUACUUCAAUUAUGAUUAAAAAUACAAUUUAAGCUGAUAAAAUAAAAAUAAAAGUAAAAAAUCUAUUAAAAAUAUAGAAUGACGAAACAAAACACUCGAUUACUAACCUUCUAGUUUUAGUGACUAUAAUGGGCUAUAAAGUCAGAUUCUCAUCAAAAUCUGAAUCAAAGUCACUAGAUUCAGGUUCCCAACUAUCUUCCCCAGAUGUUUCAGAUAAAAUUUGAUCAAUAUUUUCGUCAGUAGUAUUCAGUAUUUAAAAUUUUGGGCUGCCGAGUCGACUAGCGUCUGGCACAAAUUUUCCUAUCCUAAAAUGGCGAGUAACGCUGCGGCAUGUCACAUGAACGUCGAACUCGAAAAAAAAAAUCAUUUAUUAUUUAAAAUCUUUAAAUAUUAUUUUUUAAUAUAUUUUUCUUCCAAAAGUAUGAUAAAAUAUUUAUAGAACACUUAAUAAAUAAAAAAGACAAUAUUUUAUUAGCGAAAAUAACCAACGUAUAUAGUUGUAUGCUCUCUAUAUAAGAGGAAUGAAAAGAGUUAAGUGUAAUUCAAACUUUUUGAUUUUAUGUGUGGUUGUUAAAUUAAUCACCUUUAUUCUUAACACUUUCUCAGCGUAACAAACUCAGAGGGCAAGUGGAGGAGGCCAAGAGCUCAAUGGCGGCCUCAAAGAGUAAGAAUCGCGUAUUGGAUGCUCUGAUGGCAGAAAAAAAGAAAGGAACACUUCCUGGAAUUUAUGGCAGAUUGGUAAGUUAUUGGCAAGUGUCAGAUCCUUACACACUGCGACACACAAAUGUCUGGUAAGGUAAUAGUCUCCAAUCAUAAGACAACAUACAACUGAAACCUGGCACAUACGCACAUCUGGUAGAUUAAAGGUGUCAGAAUAAAUACACAUCCUAGCAUAGUCAAUAUGUAACAAUCUGUGUAAAAUUAAUUUGUAAAAUUGUUGAUAAAAUGAGAGAUUCAGUAUUAUUAUAUAUUUUACUGUAACCUCCAAACUUCAUUUGCACAAUUGCCUAAUGAGGAAUCCAACUUCUCCAAUAAUAUUUGCUUGAUUAAUAUCUGUUGGCAAUGUAAGUAAAUGAGUUUCAUUACAUAAAACUAAUGUGGAAAGAAAGUUUAACUCAACAAAUCAAAAUGACCUUUGUUUUGUUAAAAAGUUUAACUCAACAAAUCAAAAUGACCUUUGUUUUGUUAAAAGGGUGACCUCGGUGCCAUUGAUGCCCAUUAUGAUGUUGCCAUUUCGACUGCUUGCGGAAGCUUGGAUCAUAUAGUGGUGGACAAUAUCGACACAGGCAAACGCUGCAUUGAGUUCUUGAAGCGCAACAACAUUGGCCAAGGGCAUUUCAUUUUGUUGGACAAGAUGGAAGUGUGGCGUGCUGAGACCAAGAAAAAAAUUAUAACGUAGGAUGUUUAUUUAAAUAAUUUUCAUACAUUUUCUAGCUUUUGUCAUAGUUUAUCAGCCAGACAUUUAAAAUUCUUGUAUAUCAUUUGUAAGUAUAAAUAGUAAAUAGAUUUUAUGAAGAAGACAUGUUUACAUAACAGGAAACUUAGAAUAAUGAAAAAAAUCACAUGACAUCUUUUAGUUUUUUAAAUGAUUAAUGUACAGUUGGUAUUAUUUUUUUUUAUCUUGAUCAUUAAACAUUUAUUGUAAUUGCUCUAGAAGGAGAAAACCUACCCUUUUUCUAAAACCAACCUUUUGCCAUUACAGGCCUGAAAAUGUACCUCGAUUGUUUGAUUUGGUGAAAGUGAAGGAAGAAGCACUCAAGACAUGCUUCUACUAUGCCUUGAGAAACACUCUCGUUGCGAAGGAGAUAGACCAGGGCACCCGGAUUGCUUAUGGUAAAACAAGAUACAGGGUGGUGACGCUCAAGGGAGAGCUGAUAGAGUUAACAGGUAAUAAGUGAAUCUAAUUUUUCUUUGGCAAACAGAAAUUAUCGAUGUUUCAUUGAUGUUUUUAAUCUGGGGGAUAUGUUUAAAAAAAAAAAAUAGUCCUUUACUACUGAAAAUUUACCGUACCGAUAUUAUAGAGAAACAUACAAAAAAAUGUUAAACAUCCUUAUUCACAUAUCUUUUUUCUUAAAACAGAAACAAACUCUCUCCCCCCCCCCAUGGAACCUGACAUUAAUUCAAUUAUAUUCAUUUCAAACUUUUGGCAUAAUACAAAGCUUGAAUAAAUAUGAAAUCCAUCGCCUUCCCAAAACAAAUAAAUAUCUUCUCAUAAUGUUACAACACUCAUUGGUCCCAUUCACCAAAUGUAGUUAUUUUCUUUCACCAGGUGCAAUGAGUGGUGGAGGCACCUCAGUUUGUAAAGGUAAAAUGGGCUCAGCUAUUGUGUCAGAUGUUGACCCUAAAGAAAUAAUCAACAUGGAGAACACACUAGAAAAA